This is a messenger RNA of Aureococcus anophagefferens, 1158 nucleotides long. RefSeq lists its product as hypothetical. The transcript has 3 exons. The record is from RefSeq and is a predicted model, not a curated record. Bases 1 to 1158 code for a protein of 385 amino acids. Lineage: Eukaryota; Pelagophyceae; Pelagomonadales; Pelagomonadaceae.
AUGACGGGGGAGACGGAGUUCAAUGGAAACGUCUUCUCGUCGAAGUGCCUGCCCAUCACCCUCGCCGCGCGGGGGGUCAAGGUGGACCUGUGGGACGCGUUCAUCGGCGACCUCCUCGGCCUCCCGUCCCUGGGGCUCGGCCGGGUCGAGUGCUGCGUCGUCGCGACGGUCGGCUGUCCCGUCUUCAUCAUCAGCCAAUGCGAGCGGUCGUCCUCGAGCCUCUGCGCGGGCCGCGCGCGCCUCUGGCGCGAGCGCGCCAACGCCGUCUGCCUGCGGCACGCGCCGGCGUUCGGCGUGCUCGGCAUCUCGCUCAAGGCCACGGUGGCCACGGACGACAUCUCUAGACUCGAUGGUGAGCCGUGGCAAGGGACCUGCGUCGAGUUCUCCUGGGCGCCGCCGGCGACGGCGCUCGUGCUGCGGGAAGGCGGCGACGGCUCGCUCAAGUCCGGCCUCGAGAACCUCGCCGGGAAGGCGCUCCGCGGCAUCUUCGGCGGGCCGGCGCCAAGACCGAAGCCGGACUCGAAGACGGCCUACUGGGAGGCGCUGCCGCUGGGGCCGGCCGACACGCCCUGCGUGCACGUGCCCGUGCCCCCGGGCAUGGCGCCCGGCGCGCGGCUCCAGGUCCCGCCCGGGCUCUCGACCGCGGCGAUGGACCCGGACCCCUCGUCGCCGAAGGCGACGUCGAUCCCCGUGCCGACCCUCAACCAGCUCGCCGCGGGGAAUCAGCUCGCGGCGCCGACGUCGCCGCAGAUGCAGCGCGACGCCGCCGUCGCGGGCCAGGUCGUCGGCGUCGCCGCGAUGGCGCCCGGCGCGCCGCCGAUGAACCCCGUCGUCGCCGGGGCGGCGGCGGGCCCGGUCGCCCAGGUCGUCGGCGGCGGCGCGCUGCCGAGCGGCCAGGUCGUCGGCGCCGCGCAGCCCUACACCGAGCAGUACGUCGCGGCGGUGCGCAGGAACAGCAUGCGGCAGGAGAUCCCCGUCGCGACGGUCCAGCGCGUCUCCAUGACGGGCGCCGACGCGGACUGGAAGGGGUUCGGGAAGGACGGCGCGAAGGCCAAGUCCUCGGGCGCCGCGGACGCGCUCCACGCGGCCGAGGCCGUGGCUCUCAUUGGCGCGGCCGCCGCGGCCGCGGGCAUCGCGAUCUCGAAGUCCAUGAAAUGA